AUGAUAUUGAAUGAGGCUCUGAGGUUAUACCCACCAGCAGCUUCGCUACUUCGAAUAGUUCACAAGGAAACCAAGCUGGGAAAUGUGAUUAUACCAGCUGGAGUGGAGAUUGCUCUACCAACAAUCCUAGUCCACCAUGAUUAUGAACUGUGGGGUGAGAAUGCAAAACAGUUUAACUCGAAGAUAUUUUUAGAAGGCAUUUCAAAGGCAACAAAGGGCCAAGUAUCAUUCUUCCCAUUUGGUGGGGGUUCGAGGAUAUGUGUUGGUCAAAACUUUGCUCUAGUAGAGACCAAGAUGGCUUUGUCACUCAUUUUGCAGAACUUCUCAUUUGAGACAUCCUCAUCCUAUGCUCAUGCUCCUUGCUCAAUCAUAACUCUUCAACCUCAAUUUGGUGCUCACGUUAUAUUACAUAAGAUAUAG
Molecule: messenger RNA, 420 nt
Organism: Quercus robur (English oak)
Lineage: Eukaryota; Viridiplantae; Streptophyta; Magnoliopsida; Fagales; Fagaceae
Product: cytochrome P450 72A14-like
Exons: 1
Coding region: 1-420 (139 amino acids)
Molecular function (GO): monooxygenase activity; iron ion binding; oxidoreductase activity, acting on paired donors, with incorporation or reduction of molecular oxygen
Source: RefSeq, a predicted model, not a curated record